Chrysochloris asiatica (Cape golden mole) is the source of this 1275-nucleotide messenger RNA. RefSeq names its product synaptosomal-associated protein, 47kDa (gene SNAP47). The record is from RefSeq and is a predicted model, not a curated record. Gene Ontology annotation, cellular component: SNARE complex; plasma membrane. Gene Ontology annotation, biological process: synaptic vesicle fusion to presynaptic active zone membrane; synaptic vesicle priming; exocytosis. The coding region runs from base 13 to 1275 and encodes 420 amino acids. The transcript has 4 exons. NCBI's taxonomy places the organism in Eukaryota, Metazoa, Chordata, Mammalia, Afrosoricida, Chrysochloridae. Gene Ontology annotation, molecular function: SNAP receptor activity; syntaxin binding.
UCUAGCAGACAGAUGAGCAGAGACUUCUGUAUCCACACCUGGCCAUGCUCCUACUAUUUAGAACCUGAGAAACGAUGGCUCUCUGGAAAACUUUUAUUAACUUCUCUGUCACUAAAAUUUAUUACUGAUAAAACUGGCAAAAUUCUUGUCAAUUUUCCCCUUUCUAGUAUAGUUGAGAUCAAGAAAGAGUCUUCCCAUUUCAUCUUCAGUUCCAUCACCAUCCUGGAAAAGGAUCGUAUUAAGCACUGGUUUAGCUCCCUACAACCUAGUCGGAAUGCCGUUUUCAGUAUCAUCGAACAUUUCUGGAGAGAGCUACUGUUGUCUCAGCCAGGAGCUACUGUUCAGGCAUCGUCCUCCCCCAUGACCAAGGGGAAAGAACUGACUGGGUUGAUGGCAUGUUCCCAGAAACGGUUGGAAGAUACAGCAAAAGUCCUCCAUCAUCAGGGUGAGCAGUUUGAUCACAUCAUGCAGGGACUAGACAAGAUUGAAUCUGACCUGGAUGUGGCUGACAGGUUGCUCACAGAACUGGAAUCUCCUUCUUGGUGGCCUUUUAGUUCCAAGUUUUGGAAGACACCGUCUGAAACAAAACCCAAGGAGUCCACCUCAAUGUCUAGUUCUGAGGCUUUUGGAAAAGAAGGAAUAGUCAUUAAAAUUCCUGCUGUUAUUUCCCAAAGAACAGAGUCACGUGUGAAACCAGGAAAGCUUAUCAUUCUUGUUUCUGGCUUGGAAGUCCAUGACUCAAAUUCUUUGCUCAUGCACAGAUUCGAAAGAGAUGAUGUAGAUGAUAUUAAGGUUCAUACGCCUUAUGAAAUUAGCAUACGCCAGCGAUUUAUUGGGAAGCCAGAUAUAGCUUAUCGUUUGAUAUCUGCAAAAAUGCCAGAGGUUAUCCCAAUUUUAGAAGUGCAGUUCAACAAGAAGAUUGAGUUUUUAGAAGACGCCAUGAUGCUCAGAAGCACCGGAGGCUCUUCUCCAGUAGAGAAGGGCUACUCUCCGUGGUAUGCAGCAUCUGGACUGAUGGACCGAGUGAUGCGCAGUGAGUCCUCCUCAGGAAGCCAUGAAGGAGGGCAGACCCAGCUACAGAUGAGCCAGCCGUUCAUUUCUGAGGAAGAAACCCAAGAGCUGAGACAGAUCUUGAGGAAGCUGAAGAGUCUGGCCUUGGACACGGAAAUGGAGCUGGAGAGACAGGAUGAAGCCUUGGAUGGCAUCACCUCGUCUGUGGACCGGGCAGCACUAACUAUCGACAAGCAUAACCGACGAAUGAAAAAAUUGACAUAG